Mesorhabditis belari is the source of this 1212-nucleotide messenger RNA. NCBI's taxonomy places the organism in Eukaryota, Metazoa, Nematoda, Chromadorea, Rhabditida, Rhabditidae. The record is from the annotation of a GenBank genome assembly.
AUGACGGUCAACUACUCACUCGAAACAGCGACUGCAAAAUGGAAUCUCAUCUUCAAACUUGGACUCAAAUGGAAAGGCUCAAUCUGGAAGCUAGUUUUGUGGGAGACGUUGGUGUGGCUGAUUUGCACACUCAUUCUCAUGUUUACUUUUCAUUUCGCUGUCGUGGGUCAUCCAAUCGAGAAAGAUUUCAAGCGAUUUGCGGAUUAUGUCACACGAAAUGACCUCAAAGUGGCGAUGGCUUUCAUUCUCGCGUUUUCUUCCGCUUAUUGCUUCAAUCGUUGGAUCGACAUGUAUGGCCUUUUGCAUUGGCCUGAUGAUGUGGCUCAUUCGUUUAACGCAACCGUCAAUGACUCUGCUUUGCCUCCUGCCGAGAUGUUGAAAUUGCGUAGUUGUGUGGCCCGUUACCUCAUCUUUGGCUACAUUCUUUUGCUGCGCGAUGUGUCCGUGAAAAUUCGCAAAAGAUUUCCCACACUCGAACAUUUGACCCAUUAUGGAGGAAUCAUAACUGGAGAAGAGAAAGAGCUUUUGGAUAUUGGUAGGAUUGGACCCGAAAAUCCGCAUUAUUGGAUUCCGUUUGAAUGGAUCGUCACUGUCGUCAAGAAAUAUUAUAUACCCGAACAAAAAGAGGGAUUCAUCACAGGAAAAGCUCGAAAAAUCAAGAAAAAGCAAUCGAUUAUGAGCGAAAAACACUAUACGGAAUUUGUUACAACGUUGUUCAAAUUACGUGGACAUUUGGGCGAUAUUCUUUCAUUUGAUUGGGUCCCGAUGCCACUUGCACUAACACAGGUGAUGACUCUGGUGAUCAUAACGUGUGCAAUCACCCAAAUGUUUCAAGCAGUGCACAAUGGAUUUCAGUUGGGAAAUUUCUUCGAAUUCAGUUCAUUUGUGGGCCUUUUCUACACAACUUUUCAAAUGAUGAUUUACGUGGGCUGGGUGAAAAGUUUUCAGGUCAUCGAGAACCCAUUUGGCGAAGAUGAUGACGAUUUCGAGGUGAAUCAAUUAAUUGAUCGACACUGGCAAUCGUUGAUUCGACUGUUGCUAGACCCGCUUUCGGCACCACCAGAAAUCCCGAAGAAACUUCUAUCGACAACCGUUCCACAUACGAUCGCAUCACGGGCAUUCAUGAAGGGCAGAGACACGACCCAGAUGAUCGGAUCGUUGGCCGACGCAGGGCAACUUAGCGUUCCAAAUAUGCUCGCCGGACACAAUCUU